This is a messenger RNA of Akanthomyces muscarius, 2448 nucleotides long. RefSeq lists its product as uncharacterized. Gene Ontology annotation, cellular component: preribosome, small subunit precursor; nucleus. Bases 1 to 2448 code for a protein of 815 amino acids. The record is from RefSeq and is a predicted model, not a curated record. The transcript is spliced from 2 exons. Gene Ontology annotation, molecular function: U3 snoRNA binding; GTPase activity; GTP binding. Lineage: Eukaryota; Fungi; Ascomycota; Sordariomycetes; Hypocreales; Cordycipitaceae. Gene Ontology annotation, biological process: ribosome biogenesis; endonucleolytic cleavage of tricistronic rRNA transcript (SSU-rRNA, 5.8S rRNA, LSU-rRNA); maturation of SSU-rRNA from tricistronic rRNA transcript (SSU-rRNA, 5.8S rRNA, LSU-rRNA).
AUGCCUACCGCUGUGGCCCAUUCGCAUAGGCCUACCACCAAGGUCUCCCACAAGCCUUUUAAAUCCAAGGCCGCCUCCAAGCACGAGCUACGAGACCGUGCCAAGGGCCGAGUUCCCAACGAAAAAGGAUCGCGCAAGACACCCCACCAACAAGUCAUGUCCAAGUUUGACCGACGAAACCAGGCCAAGCAGGCCCGCCUCACCAAGCACAAAGAGCAUCUCAAGGGCACCUCCGUCUUCAACAACCGUGAGGGCGCUCCUAGAAUUGUUGCCGUCCUGCCUUUGUGCCCCGAUGGCGACGCUGCCGCCGCUAUUCAGCAGCUCAACGGCAGCUUAGAUAUUACCGCCGACAUUCAACCCGGCAACUUUCGAGUCCCCGUCGAUCGCUUCAAGCAGAAGCUCCAAUAUAUGCCCCUCCAGCGCGACCUCACCGAGUGCCUCGAUGCGACCCGUGUUGCCGACUUUGUCGUUGUUGUUCUCUCUGCCUCCGUCGAGGUCGACCCUCUCGGCGAGCUCAUUCUGCGCUCUGUCGAGAGCCAAGGCCUGUCAACUCUGUUCACCGUCGUUCAGGGCCUCGACCAAAUUGAACCUGCCAAGCAGCGACCCGGCGUUGUCAGCUCCCUAAAGUCAUUCAUUACACAUUUCCACCCAGAGCAGGAAAAAGUCUUCAACCUCGAAAAUAGACAAGAAUGCGCCAAUUUGAUGCGCUCGCUGUGCAGCACAACACCUAAGGGUGUUCGGUGGAGGGACGAGCGCAGCUGGUUGCUCGCUGAGGAUAUUCAAUUUGCCAACACAGAAUCUGACGCUACUGUCUUUACCGGUGUCGUCCGCGGCCGCGGCCUCAAGGCCGAUAGACUAGUACAAGUCGGUGACUGGGGUACUUUUCAGAUCGAGAAAAUCGUUGCUGCACCGCUCUCCAAACACGGCAAGGGCAAUGCGACACAAUCUGCUGAAGACGAGGCCAGCCAGGUUCUUGAAGAGCCUAGCGACGACCGCGAUGACUUGAAUGAGUUGGCGCCAGAGGACGUCCUGAUGGACGCCGAGGAGCCUGAGGAGGGUGCUGCUGAUGCCUCCAAGAAAGGUGUCCUGCUUGACGACCAUCACUAUUUCUCUGAGGAGGACGAGAAGGAGGCGCAAGCAAAGAAGAAGGUCCCCAAGGGAACUUCCAAAUACCAGUCAGCCUGGUACCUCGAAGAUGUGUCUGACUCCGAGUCCGACAUGGAAGAUAUGGAAAUGGAAGACACACACGCCGACGAAUACGAAGCCGCACCCGAAGACGGCAUUGAGGGUCGUGCCCAACCUGAGCCCACAGAAGGUGGUCCUUCCGAGUACCCCCAGUCCGAAAUGAUGGAGGAGCUGGACGAGGCGGCCGACGCGGAGCAGCUGGCCCAGUACCGGUCCAAGAAGCGCGACGAGGCCGAGGAUGACAAGGAGUUCCCUGAUGAGAUUGAGCUACUCCCUCACGUGCUCGCCCGCGAGCGCCUCUCCCGGUACCGCGGCCUCAAGAGCCUGCGCACCAGCGUGUGGCAGGAGGACGAGGACCGCGCCCACGAGCCCGAGGACUGGCGCCGCCUGCUUCGGGUCCCCGACUACGGUUCGUCCAAGUCGCGCGCCGUGCGCGAGGCCCUCGUCGGCGGUGUUGAGCCGGGCACGCGCGUGCACGUCUUUGUCCGGGGCAUCUCCCCCAGCCUCGCGCAGUCGCACAAGCCGACGUCGCAGGUCGCGCUCUUCUCGCUCUUCCGCCACGAGCACAAGAAGACGGCCGUCAACUAUCUCUUCAACCUGAGCACCGACUACGGCAAGUCGGUCAAGUCCAAGGAGGAAAUCAUUGUGCAGUGCGGGCCCCGCCGCAUGGUCAUCAACCCGCUCUUCUCGCAGGCGGGCACCACGCCCAACGACGUACACAAAUACGCCCGCUACCUGCACCCCGGCGGCAGCGCCAUUGCCACCUUUAUGGGGCCCGUCACCUGGGGCGCCGUCCCCGUUCUCUUCUUCAAGCGCACGACGCCCGGCGAGGUCAUCGGUGAUGACGAGGAUGGCCCGGGCAGCCCGGGCCUCGCCCUCAUCGGCACCGGCACCGCGCUGCCGCCCUCGACCAACCGCGUCAUCGCCAAGCGCAUCAUUCUGACGGGCCACCCGUACCACAUCAACAAGAAGAUUGUCACCAUCCGCUACAUGUUCUUCAACCGCGAGGAUGUCGAGUGGUUCAAGGCCAUGCCGCUGUGGACGCGGCGCGGCCGCAGCGGCUACCUCAAGGAGCCGCUCGGCACGCACGGUUACUUCAAGGCUACCUUUGACGGACGCAUCAACCCGCAGGACUCAAUCGGCAUCAGCCUGUACAAGAGAGUCUGGCCGCGCGACGCGGCGCCGAUCAAGGAGCCUCUGCUGGGUGCCGGGGCUGGUGCUGCCAGUGCUGUCGAAGCUGAUGGCGACGUGACCAUGGCGUAA